Messenger RNA from Bactrocera oleae (olive fruit fly), 870 nucleotides. It is a transcript of the gene icln, whose product is annotated as chloride nucleotide-sensitive channel icln. Gene Ontology annotation, biological process: spliceosomal snRNP assembly; mRNA cis splicing, via spliceosome. Lineage: Eukaryota; Metazoa; Arthropoda; Insecta; Diptera; Tephritidae. The record is from RefSeq and is a predicted model, not a curated record. Gene Ontology annotation, cellular component: cytosol; pICln-Sm protein complex; spliceosomal complex.
AGUUAUUUACUAUUGCCUCUGUAGACAAUAAGAAAUAUCUUGUAAAUGCCGGCAUUGCAAGUUUUUAAGGUAUUUUAUUUUAAGCAGAAUUAAUUGGAAGCAAUGGCUUUAAUUGCGCAUAUAAAUCCACCUCAAGAUGGUCUAAUUUACACUGCUAAUAACACCAAGUUGAAAAUAGGAGAAAAAAUUGUUGGAAAAGGAACAUUAUAUAUAAGCCAAAACUCUUUUGGAUGGCAGGCAGAAAAUAUGAGUGAAGGUAUUUCCAUACUAUGGAAACAAAUCAGCGUGCAUGGGAUAUCAUCUAUACCAAGCAAAUGUAUAUAUUUUAUGUUAGAUCAUAAUCUUGAGUGGCGAGGUGUAUACGAUAAAGAAACGCGAGCGUCUGUUCCAAAUAUUAAUCUGAAUGGCAAUGUUGAUGGCGCAGAAAUUUUGCACCAGAUAAAUGGAGAAAUUAUUCCUAUGCAACAACAGUUAGAUGAUGAAAGAAAUGGUGAUGUGGAUGAGGGGAAUGUUACUGAUGAUGAAGGCGAUAUCACUGAUGAUCAUUUGACUGAAUGUUGGAUUCUUCCAGAUGACGUGAAUACUGUUGAUAUUAUAUUUCAGGCAAUGACCGAGUGCCAAGCCCUUCAUCCAGAUUCUGCUGACAGUCUUUCUGAAGAAAGUGAUUUUAUGGAUGAUGACGACGGAACUAAUCUUGAAAAUGUCCCCGUACUUGUUGGAAAUGGUGCUAGAGAUGACGCUGAAGACGCCCAAGGAGGUAUACGUAAUUUAAAUUUAAAUGAUGAGCGUUUUGCUGACGCAGAUGAGUAGACACCAUUUUCCAUAACAAUCUAAUUUCUAGUAUUAAAUUCAAUUUUUAUUAAAAGUCUU